This is a messenger RNA of Branchiostoma floridae (Florida lancelet), 1083 nucleotides long. Its product is annotated as transmembrane emp24 domain-containing protein 6-like. The coding region runs from base 92 to 796 and encodes 234 amino acids. Lineage: Eukaryota; Metazoa; Chordata; Leptocardii; Amphioxiformes; Branchiostomatidae. Gene Ontology annotation, biological process: endoplasmic reticulum to Golgi vesicle-mediated transport; Golgi organization; intracellular protein transport. The transcript is spliced from 4 exons. Gene Ontology annotation, cellular component: Golgi apparatus; COPII-coated ER to Golgi transport vesicle; endoplasmic reticulum. The record is from RefSeq and is a predicted model, not a curated record.
UGUUACCUGUGUGCAAUGACCCGUUAAGGUAGGAUUACAUUUCACCCGCCGUGUACACGUAGAGUUAUACUUCCGGGCACACGCGUCGAAAAUGCGGGGCGCUACAAUCCAACUUCUGGUCCUCUCCUUAACCUGUGAGUGUCUAGUGUCUGCAUGGGACGAGGACCAGGACUUUGAUUCCCACUAUCUACCUGGUGUAGAGUCCGACUUUUCUCUGUCUCUAGGUACGGCAGGGCCUGAAUGUUUCUAUCAGUUCGUGGGGAAAAACGCAACACUGCAUGCUGACUUUCAGGUGCUGAGAGCCGAUGGGACCAACAAAAAGGUGUUUUUCAGCGUCUAUAAUCCGAAGAAGACGUUACUAAACUUCACGCAUGCGGAGAGCAUCGACAAGUUUGAGUACGACAUGAAGAAAGAAGACAAACCAGGCACCUUCAGCAUCUGUCUGUCCAACCCAAGUAAGCUGUUCACCAAGCUGGUGUACCUGUAUGUGGCAGUGUACCGCCUGUCAGACUGGAAGAAGUACAAACAAACACAAUUACCACAGGAGAUGGAAGAGAUAGGGCUGGGACAAAUAAUGAGUUCUCUGGAUCAUGUAGCCAACAAUGUUCGGGACAUCAAUAACAUUAACAAGAUCAUCAAGCUGCACAAACUCGUGGACUACCACACGGUGUCCGCCAGUCUGACCUAUGUGACCCGGAUGGGCAUGUGUAGCUGUCUGUUAAUAGUCGGGUCGGGACUACUGCAAGUCUACUUCGUACGGAAAUUAUUUACACCACAUUAUCUGAGAGGAACGUAAACAUGGGGUUAAAGGCACCCCAUGUGUUUUUUUUGAAAGACCAUACUUUUAUGAAUACAACAUAUGCCAAGAUUUCUCUCAAUAUCGCCCCAAGUUAAAGUUUGUCUAAUACAUAGCUGUUUAUGAUAUUAUAUGUUGCAUCUGGUUGUACUUCAUCUAUAUCUGGAGGGUACCAGUACAGUACAUAGUAUUGUUGUGCAAUAUUUUCUUCCAACACAAAUGUGCACAAGAAUCAAAUUGCCUAGUCCAAAUCCAAUGUCAAGUUGCCAAUACAAUAUAUUACUUUG